Neogale vison (American mink) is the source of this 933-nucleotide messenger RNA. RefSeq names its product olfactory receptor 10J1-like. Gene Ontology annotation, biological process: G protein-coupled receptor signaling pathway. The record is from RefSeq and is a predicted model, not a curated record. Gene Ontology annotation, molecular function: G protein-coupled receptor activity; olfactory receptor activity. Bases 1 to 933 code for a protein of 310 amino acids. The transcript has a single exon. NCBI's taxonomy places the organism in Eukaryota, Metazoa, Chordata, Mammalia, Carnivora, Mustelidae. Gene Ontology annotation, cellular component: membrane.
AUGAAGAGCAAGAACCACACAGUAGUGAGUGAAUUCAUUCUCCAGGGGUUUUCCAGUUUCCGAGAACACAAGAUCAUUCUCUUUGUGAUAUUUCUUACGUUGUACCUUUUAACUCUGGCUGGCAAUGUCCUCAUUGUGACAGUUAUCAGCCUCACUCGUCACCUCCACACACCCAUGUACUUCUUCCUUAGUGCGCUCUCCAUCUCUGAGACCGUGUACACCCUGGUCAUUGUACCGCGGAUGCUCUGCAGCCUUACUGGUCUUAACCAACCCAUCUCCUUGGCCGGCUGUGCCACCCAGAUGUUCUUCUUCCUCACCUUGGCCAUCAACAACUGCUUUCUGCUCACGGCCAUGGGGUACGACCGCUACGUGGCCAUCUGCAACCCCUUGAGGUACACGGUCCUCAUGAACAAGAGGGUGUGUGCCCUGCUCGCAUGGGGGGCUCUCAGCAUUGGGCUGCUUGUGGCCGUAGUUCAGAUUUCCUCUGUAUUUAGGCUGCCCUUUUGUGACAGAGAAGUGGCCCAUUAUUUCUGUGAUAUUCUCCCAGUUAUGAAACUCUCCUGUGCAGAUACCACUCUACAUGACAUAAUUAAUUUUAUCAUCAGCUCGUUUGUUAUUGUGGUCCCCAUGGGGCUGGUCUUCAUCUCCUACGUCCUCAUCAUCUCCACGAUUCUCAAGAUCAGCUCUGCCCAGGGCCGGAAGAAGGCCUUCGCCACCUGCGCCUCCCACCUCACGGUGGUCAUUGUCCACUAUGGCUGCGCCUCCAUUGCCUACCUCAAGCCCAAGUCUGAGAACACCAGGGAUCAGGAUCAGCUGAUCUCGGUGACCUACACGGUCAUCACCCCCCUGCUGAACCCUGUGGUGUACACCCUGAGGAACAAGGAGGUCAAGGAUGCUCUUCGCCGUGCUAUUAGCAAAAAUCCUCUUGCCUAG